AGAACAGCACAGAAACUAUUCCGAGGCGCAGGCACAGCCAAUUAAUUUAAUCAAACGAAACUCGGAAUAGAAAACUCAUCUCAUUCAAUUGAGAGCAAUCAGCGAUGGAUUUCACGACCUUCGUAAAGCCCACCAACGGGGGAUCAGGCGAUGCCGAUGCGGGAAUCCAAGAGCUGCAGUUCUGUAAGCAUGUGAAGUACAUCGAGAAUCAUGGAAAGCAGGAGGACGACUACGAGUACUGCAUGACCGAGUUUCUGCGCAUGUCGGGCAUCUACUGGGGCGUCACAGCCCUUGACAUAAUGGGGCAGCUGGAUCGCCUGGAAAGGAAGCACAUUAUCGAGUUUGUGAAGCGGUGCCAGUGCUCCACGACGGGGGGAUUUGCACCCUGCGAGGGCCACGAUCCGCACAUGCUGUACACUCUGUCAGCGGUGCAAAUACUCUGCACAUAUGAUGCCCUGAAUGAGAUCGAUUGCGAGGCCGUGGUGCGAUUUAUUGUGGGACUGCAGCAGCCGGACGGCAGCUUCUUUGGUGACAAAUGGGGCGAGGUGGAUACCAGAUUCAGUUUCUGUGCGGUUGCCACUCUGACUCUGCUCAAGCGUAUGGAGCAGACCAUUGACAUCGAUAAGGCGGUCCAGUUUAUUAUGUCGUGCUGCAAUCAGACGGAUGGCGGAUUCGGCUCCAAGCCAGGCGCCGAGUCCCAUGCGGGUCUCAUUUAUUGCUGCGUGGGUUUCCUUUCACUCACACACCGAUUGCACUUGCUGGACGUGGACAAGCUGGGCUGGUGGCUCUGUGAGCGCCAGCUGGGCUCGGGCGGACUCAAUGGGCGGCCCGAGAAACUGCCAGAUGUGUGCUACUCCUGGUGGGUUCUCUCCUCGCUGACCAUUAUGGGCCGCCUACACUGGAUCAGCUCCGAGAAGCUGCAGCAAUUUAUUUUGUCCUGCCAGGACGCAGAGACAGGCGGAUUCUCCGAUCGUACGGGCAACAUGCCCGACAUAUUCCACACGCUUUUCGGCAUUGGUGGUCUCUCACUGCUGGGACACUCCGGCCUGAAGGCCAUCAAUCCAACGCUCUGCAUGCCCCAGUACAUCGUCGAUAGGCUGGCCAUUAAGCCCCAGAUAUUGUCGCGGCCAUAAAACGAUCCCCUCGGAGCGGAACACCCUUAACUGUUAUAGCCAAUUGUUUCAUCUUUGUAGUGCAUAUGAAAUCGGAGCGCUCAAUUACUCGUUUAUUCCAACACAGAUCCCUAAGAUUUACUUGUAAAACAGACCAAAUUUCCGCCAUGGAAUCGCUUUAACCCAACGCUAUUUGCUCUUCUAGAGCGUGUAUCCCCUCAAAAAGCUAUAAACAAUGUAUUUUUUAUGAUUAAUUGGAAGUAAAAUUAAAUAAAGACAUUACUCUAUUGCAGCAAGCCAGGAAA
This is a messenger RNA of Drosophila persimilis, 1417 nucleotides long. It is a transcript of the gene betaggt-II, whose product is annotated as geranylgeranyl transferase type-2 subunit beta. Lineage: Eukaryota; Metazoa; Arthropoda; Insecta; Diptera; Drosophilidae. Gene Ontology annotation, cellular component: Rab-protein geranylgeranyltransferase complex. Gene Ontology annotation, molecular function: Rab geranylgeranyltransferase activity. The transcript is spliced from 2 exons. The record is from RefSeq and is a predicted model, not a curated record. The coding region runs from base 105 to 1133 and encodes 342 amino acids. Gene Ontology annotation, biological process: protein geranylgeranylation.